AUGAUGGAAGGCAAAUUAUAUGUGAAGAAUGAGCCGGGACUUGAAGGGCAAUCGCUUACGAAUCCGCAGCCCGCCAAUCCGCCCGUCGAGGACGGCGGAGGUGCGAGGAUCUGCUUCGUCUGUGGUGCCGUUGGCCACAGCGAGCAGCAUUGGCUACGUGUGAAACCGGGUGGAGCGCCCAACGAGCCCUACUUCCCGUUCCUCGAAUCACACGAGCCGCCGAACGGCUAUCGCGGCGAGGGUGCCAGAAGUGGCGCAGUGAAGGCGUGCAAUCUCUGUUACAUUGUGCUGCUGCAGCAAUGGGAGAGUUACGAGCGAGAGGCAAGGCCUCACAGCCAGCGGAUUUAUUGGUUGAAGAGAUGCGAUGGUGGCCCGUUCACGGGAGCCGAGAUGGCACUUCAGGGCGAAUACGCCGCCCAGGUGUUGGGCCUGACGAACGAUCAGGCGCCGCAGCUGAGACAGGAGAGCCGGCCCUCGGUCGGCAUCUCGCCGCGAUUACCGCCGAGCUCGCCCUCGCCGAGGGUCGAGCAGGCCAGACCGCCGUCGAAUUCGGUCGAGCUGCCAAGGCCGCAUUCUAACGCGACGGAAACGCACCGGCACCUGGAACAGGCGAGGCUCACCAUGGAAUCUCCUCAUCAUAGAUUGCAGUCGCCUCAUCAGAGAUUGCAGAGUCCACGGCAACCCGUCGAGGAUGCUAGAAUAUCCAAUGAGGCGGCGUUGGAUCUGAGACACGCGCCUAGAAGCUCACCUGCGCCACAACCCACCUUACCGCCACAGCCUCCAGCUAUCUACAGCGGCGGCUCGUCGUCCAGCGUCGGCACGGACAUCCUGGAUCUGUCGAUGCCGGACAAGAACUCGGUCACGGAAGUCUGUUACGUAUGCGGGGACGAAUUCAAGAGGGGAUCGCUCAGUCACAUCGCUGCGAAGCCACUGCCAUCACCGCCGCAUCCUUCUACCAGUCCCCCGCCGUUCUUUCCGUCACUGAUGCUUCAUCCCAGGCCGAGUAGAAGUCGACCUAUGGACAGCGCCGGUCGAGUACAGGCCUGUUCAGCGUGCCAGAAUCAUCUUUUAUUACAAUGGAAAGCGUACACGCGACAAGGAGUACCGCAUGGUGAACGAAAUUAUACGCUUCGCAAGCGGCAAGCGCCCGCAAUGGAUACAACCACGUUUAUUUGCUACACUUGCGCUCUCGAGUACCCUUCGUCCAGUAUUAGACUUCUGUAUUGCUGUCCUAAUCCCGAGAAGGAGGCGUACUUUCCUUUUAUUUAUACUCUGAGACCUCCGCCAGGAGCUAGUCCUAUUAGUCCUCAGGGAAUGGUGCAAGUUUGCUCCAUCUGUUAUAAAGCUAUUCCGCAAAAGCAGCAAGUAUUUGGUGGAGAGAAUCGCGAGGCACAGCCAGCGGGGCAAAGCGUAGAUUUCCGUCAACAAGGUCCUUCGCCACGGCCCGCUGUUCCGAAGUCGCCAGCUAAUUCAGCCGGCAGUGACAUCCGUUUUAAACCAUAUGAUUUAAAUAAAUCGUCAGCCGUUACGAAUAAGCAGCGCAGCAGCACUACGGCAAAAGCUCCCUCCACGCCUGGGCAACGAAAUUCACCUAGCAACGUUCCUGCGGAAAACGGGACCGUUGCGCUUGGCCAAAAUUACAAAUGUUACAUCUGCGAGAGAUUGUACGACCGUCAGAACAUGGAAUGGUUAUCCACGAGCCCGGAGGGAAUGAAUUCGCACGCCAUGCACUUUCCUUGCUUGCGAGGAAUGGCGCGCACGUCUGAAAAUGCCUGUAUGGACAGCCACGGCAGGGUAUUAGCGUGUACUAACUGUGUGAAUCAUCUUGCGCAUCAGUGGGACACUAUGGAUGCCGAACGGAUUCCUUUAGAACGUCGCAGGUACGAUAUUCCUAGUCCACAUCCAAAUGGCGACGUAAACCGGUCAAUCGCCACGCCACCGAGUUCCAGUUCGGACCGUACGUUCGGGAGCAACCCGGGCACCUCGAGCAGCUCAAUCUAUUGUUUCCUAUGCGGUUUGCACAGCGACUUAACUCUCGCCAGAGUCCUGUAUGGUCGUCCGCAGGGUAGAAACGCGCCGUUCUUCCCGGAACUGCUGCGUCAUCAGUCACCACCGAACGCCGAGCAGCUCCGUGACGACGGCUCGGCCCUCGUCUGCACAUUUUGUUAUCACACGCUGUUGGCGCAGUGGCGCCGAUAUGAAUCUCUCUCCGGCGGCCAGCAAGUGAAUGCCGCCGAGCGACAGUACAACACUCGCGACUACUAUUGCUACGUCUGCGGCAUCAUGACGUACAGAAAACGAGUGCGAGCGUUGCCGGUGAAAGAUUUUCCCUUCUUGAGGUACCAUCGGCAGCCGGAGAAGAGUCUGCUGUUGGAGAACGGCGAUUUCGCGGUGGUCUGCCUGGACUGUUACGAGACUCUGCGCACGCAGAGCCUCGAGUACGAGAGAUGGGGUCUACCGGUCGAGAAGCGCGAGUACAAUUGGAUCGUGCAGCCUCCACCGCCCGAGGACAGCCCCGACGCGGCCAUCGCUAGGUUACCGUCCGGCGAGAGAUCGGAGAAAGUGGUACCACCAACAUUAAGGCCGGCGCGAAAGAACUGCUCACCAAAGGCACCCGAUAAGAAGGCACCUGCAAAAAUUCCGGAGAAGGAACAAGGUCUACAGCCUGCCAGCACCAAAGCCCAGCCAACCUCGAUGGGCAAGUGCCACCGACCCAGUUCCGGUGUUCUACCUCAGGGUCACACCCCGGGACCUGGACCGGGUGGACAGCAGAACAGCAGGAGCUUCGCCGCCGCCUUGAGGAACCUGGCCAAGCAGGCGGGUCCGGCACCUCAGGAAGAGGAGCCCCGUGCGAGCCCGAAGAACCGGGCGCCACCGCCCUUGGUCAGGGGUCCGUCCCCUGCUAAGGAGCGAUCGACGCACGAACGGCGACCCGAAGAGAUUCCUUCCUUGUACACGACUACUGCCAGACCCGUUGAAACCAGCAAGCACAGCGUAACUGCCGCGGCUUCCGAAUUGCUGGCUCGCUCUGGUUUCCAACCAUAUCGGCCCGAGCACCAUCCGGCUCAUCCACCGGCGUUCACCUUGGACCCCUCGACCUAUAGCGCCUAUCAUCCUGGUCUCUAUCCACCGCCGCAUCUGCAGCACGCUUAUAGGUUAGAGGAACAGUUGUACUUGGAACGAUGCGGGAUGCUGAGACCGCCGUUGUUCCCUGGACUGCCAUCGUAUCCUCUGUACGGGCUGAGAUACAGUCCGGACAUGCUUGCUCCGCCGCCCGCCUCGCUGGGCCUCAUGUCUCCCGUGAUGCAUGAACGGCUCAAGCUGGAGGAGGAGCACAGGCUGCGGCAAGCACGGGAGCAGGCUGCACUACGGGAGGAGGAGGAGAGGAGAAGAGCGGCGAGAAGUUCUGCUCCCGCUGCCCCGGUACCCGCGCCUGCACCUGCAUCCGCCGAUACUGCAGCUAGGAAGCCGACCAUAGCGGCUCAGAUGCAUAGCGACCGGGACCGAGAACGCGAUGGCAGGGAACGACAGAGUGGUAGCGGUAGCGCCAGUAACAGCAACAGCGGAGGUGGCGGUGGCGGAAGCAGUGUCGGUGGUAAUACCAGUAACACCAGUAACAGCGGCGGAAACAACACCAGCAACACCGGAAACUCCAGUAACAGCAACAUCAGCGUAUCCGUCACCGCUAGCAGUAGCAGUCACCAUCAAUCCCGCAAAGAGGAGCAACAGUCCUCCGCUCCGCCAGCUGCGGCCGCACCACCACCUACCGAUCCAGCGGCGGCAGCCGCAGCAGCAGCAGCAAUUACAAUCUAUUCUCGUCUGCCACCUUUUCCCAGUCCAGCACCGCCCAUAGGACCAUCCCUGGGCACUACUUCCAUAUGCUCCGCCAGCUCUGCACCCAUACCGCCCCCUUUGGGAACCACUUUGCCUCAUCUGAACCUCGGACCGCCUCCGACGGCCAUAAGUUCGGCGCCGAUCGGUCCACCGCCGAUACCCUCGAUACCCUCCAUCCCGUCCUUGACGCCGAGCGUAAUAGGACCACCGCCGCCGCCGCCACUAUCCCUAGGCAUGUCUCUUCCGCCUAUCAUCUCCAUUCCUUCUCUCCAUUUACCCCCCGUACCGUCGAGUACCAUUCAUUCUAGUCAGCACACAGCCACGAUAAUGAGUAGCGCGACUAAUACGGUCACCACUUCCAUUUACCAUCAGCAACAGCAUCAGCAACAACCACUCCCAUCGCAACAACAGCAGCAGCAACAGCAUCAACAACGCGCGAGCAGUACAAACGGUACGACGACUACGAGUUCUCUGUCUAAUGCGAUGACGACUCACGCGGCUCUAACGCCGCCGAACGUUUCUUCGUCGACGUUGAGCGUGACGAAUCAUACGUCCCGCAAAUCCCCUCCGUUAGCUCACGGCGUUCACAGCGUGACCAGAAACAAGGAACUGCCGACGACCGCGACGACGGUGGGAUCAUCGUUGCCCACGACGGCGACAAUGACGACUACAACGAGUACUACGACUACGUCGCAGCCGGCCUUUGUUAGGCCGUUCGAGGACUCGUUCCGCUCCUCUUCUACAAAAACGCAGCAGCGGCCAAUAAUGAACAGUCAUAAUCACAGUAUAGCCAAUCAAAUUGGUCAUCACGAGCCACCCUUGAAGUCCUCGUCAAUGAUCACCUCUCAAGCUGUGGGCAGUCAAGUGUUGCAGGAGAGCCCUUCGACGAUGGACAGCAAGUCUAUGAGCAGCCAGCAAACGCUCUGCCAAUCGAUCCCUUAUCCAUCGCCGCAGCAAUACCAUCAUCCGCAUAUACCAGUCUCGCACGUGCCAAGUUUGUACAAACCGCCGCACUUCUCGUCGUCGUCGUCGUCGUCCUCGUCAUCGCCCCAUCAGUCCCAUCAUUCUCAGUCCAAGCUCAACGUACCGAUAAUAAAUACCAGCAGCAGUCACGGCGGUAAUAGCGGCGGCAUAACCGUCGUCUCUAAUUCCAACGGUACGAAACAGAACGCGCAUCACGUCGGCGAGGCCCAUCAGACGACGACAACAGCCACGACGACGACCACGACAACUACGCGGAACGACAGCACGGCCAAUUGUGUAUCCAGCGAGAAAGCGGUAAGCAACGCCAACAGUUUCACCGCCAAUAGUCAAGUUACCAGUUGCGCCAGCAAAAUCGCAAAUCAUGCAAGCUCGUAUCACAAGGGUAGCUCGGACAUCGCGGCGAAGGACGGCAAGCUGAACGCGUGCAACGAGAAGAUCGCGAGCGAGAGUCCGAUCAGACAGCCGCAGUUGUCGAAUCAGAAUCACGUAGCUGCGAACUCGCUCCAGGAGAAGGCCUCCGUCUCGCAUCUGCCUUACGAACAGCAGGGAAAGAGUCUACCGCUCUUUCAUCCUGUGAACUACAAUUCCGGCGAGAAGGAGUGCAAACCCGAGGUCGAUUAUACUAAGACGCAAUGCGAUCAGAACAACGUCUUGUCCACAUUACCGUUUCAACCGAACUUUAAGUUCAGCAUAAGUGACAUUGCGCAGAAGCCCAUGGACACGACGCAGCUGAUGCAGAGCAUCAAGUCUGAGGAGGUGUUGCGCACUUGUCAGAACGUCUCUAACGUGCUCUUGCAGAUCCCGAAGUAUCAGGAGAAGCUCCUGAAUUUUUCGGCGAGCAACAACGAGCUGAAGACGACCGCGUUUUUUACCGACAAGUGCAAUAAUUUGACUGAGAUUUCCGUGAAGUGCGAACCAGCGGUGCUAAACGUGCCUGACCUCAGCAAGGCUCUGGUCAAGCAGCAGGACGUUACUAGCAACGAGAAGUCCUUCCUGGUGCCUGAGAGACCGAAGGAGCUGACGUCGACCCUCGAUCUGGCCGAGAAGCGGCGUAAACGGAAGAGGGAGAAAAGUACAGGCGUUGUAAAUGAAAGGAAUGCGUGUAGCUCCGACUCGGAAGACGAGGAGGAAACCAAAGACAUGGAUCUUUGGAUCACGAAAGGUCCGCCAGCCAAGCUACAAUAUUCGGAAGAGAAAUUGACCUUCCUAGCUAUGUUCGGAUUGACUACUCUGACGAUUAGGAAUGAGAUGGAAUUGUGCAAGGUUGAGAAAAGGUACAGAUUGAAUCCCGAUCCACCAGAACUACCUCUGGAAGGAGAGCCCGUAAUCGAGUCUGUCUUACCGAUUCCGCGUGAGCAUCCGGACGUUUUACUCCACACGCCCGAUUUCGAGCCGAAAGUCGGCUUUCUCAGGACUAUAGGUCUCGAUAUUAUGCCUCCAAACAAGAGAGACGAGGCGGAAGUGACAUGGCAGUACAUUCUGGCAGAUCGCAAGAAACGAAAGAGCGCGAACUCCGUUACUGCCUACUGUGAAAGAAUCGCCAAAGUUUACUCUAAGGAUCCUCCAGCUUUACCAAAACCACCUCAAAAGAUGCGCCUUCUGGACAGAAUUAAGGUGAAACACAUUCCGGAACGUCCACCACCGCUACCACCCUUGGUUCCGAAUAUUGUUUCGAUGUAUUAUCCUACUUUACCCAUGCCUGGUGAGAACGGCGUGAAACAGCACUGCAAAACUAUCGACAUUAGCGAGAGCGCCGACGAAACGUACGAGAAACGAGGUGAUAAGCCGAGGUGGACUGGAAUCGAGGAUGUUAUGUUCACCUACAAAGAGUAUCUGAAAGACAAGGCACUGGAGAGGAAGAUUCUGACAAGCGAGACAUCAAAACUGGUGGCGCAGUACAACGGCCUGCGUACCGAGACUAUUCAGGUAGAACGGAAGUACUGCGAGCUCCUGUCCAUGAAAACAGCCCUUGAGUCCGAGAAGCGAAUGCUCAGCGACAAAAUCGAAAGGAUCAACGCACUUGUUAGGAACCUUAGAUAGCGUUGCGUAACGCACAACACGGAAACUCAUUCAUCUGUGAUAUUAUCAGCGGGUUAAGGGCCGUUAGCGCGCAAUACGCACUGCUAAACGUAACACUUAGAUAAGUAACGGUUAAGGACAGAUUCUUGAGUGACCAAAUGUACAGCGAUUCUUUGUGUUGUUUUGCGGAUUUUAUUAUUAUAUAGUACAACGCGCUCGUUUAUCGUCGACGAUUGAUCGUGUCGAAAAAAUGGAGACCAUUGGAUUCUCGGCUGGUCCGCAGCAGGCAGUGAUCGCGUCCGGCUGAACGUUACCGCACUAUAAUUACUAGAUAUUAUUUUUGUGCGCAUCUCGGUCGCGUAUGCGACCGAUCCUCGAUCGUAAAAUGCGGCGGAGUCAUAUCAACCGUACGUGGAUAUGUAUAAAGUUCAUUGUACAAAUCGAAUUGUAUCCCAUCCGUGGAAGGCAGUUUUUACGACCGCGAGUAAAGGGAAAGAAAAAGCUUUCUAGUUUCAGAAACUAACGGCUCUUACACUCUGAGCAUAAAUAACUGUAAUUUGUAUCAUAAUAUUUUAAUGAAAAAAAAAAAUAGACAAAUCGUGUAACUUAUUUUAUUCAGCGUAAUGUGGACUUUUACGUCGAGUAAAAGGAGGGAGAACAACUUGUGGGAGGAAAGAAUAUGAUGAUAUAUCACGCAAUUUGUAUGUCGACCGAUUGAUAAAGUUAAGAGGUAGAACGAGAGAGGACAUUAUUAUAUAGGAUCGGAAGAGGACAUCGACUAUAUAUCGGACUGGCAGUGUCGAGAAACCGCUCGCACACAAACAGCGAACUACGUCCUUAUUUUUAUGUUUAAUAUAGUAAUAGUACGUGGGGUGAAGCGGAUUUAAUCCAUAAGAAGCAGAUAGGCGUUAAUGCUCGACGCGGAAACCUCGAAACCUCGUUGCGAGCGAAUCUGGACACGAGGAGGGAAAAUUAUGGACGCGCGAUAAAACAUUUCACGCGUGUUUCGCGAGUUUUAAGUUUUCGAAACAACGUCAACGGGGAGACACGAGAACUCUAGUCUACGGACAUACCCAGACUACACGGGGAAUAAAUAAAUCACGCACUGAUACGCGUAAGAGAUCAGAGUAGUGAGCAAUCCUUCCUUUCGAAUGUCCACACCGUUCACCGUGACGAACGCAAAGGCCAGUGAAGAGUACGGGGAGGAGCGUUAAUUAAUUAACGUUGCGUAACACGACAACGUGGUACUUAGGUAAUGCGACUUAAUUUUUAAAGGGAAGAAAAGAAAAAAAAGGAAAAGCAAAUAUCGUGAGAGAGACUUCGCGCGGAGCACAUUCCACAUGAAAAUGCUUAUUACCCGACCACCAACAUUCCAAUACGUCUAAUUCACUACGACAAUCGGACCUUGGAUUCGACAUGAGCCGAUAUGGCGAACAAAAUUUUCGAAGAAACUCAUUCUCUAUUGGUCUACUGUUUCUCUUUCUUUUUUUCUUUUUACGUUUCACGCGUCCAAGUCAUAUAGUUGCGCUCUAUUUUCCGCACCUCGGUAUCCUUCAAACUUAUCUCGCUCUCGGGUGUAUGUGUGUGUACGAUGUGUGUGUGUGUGUGCGCGCGUGUGCUCUUUGAGUGCAUCUUCUCGUCGAUACAUCACAUGCCGUAGAAGCACCACUCGCCCACGAUGCGCGCGAUAAGACUACCACUUAUGAUUUCGCCGUUUUGAGUUCAUUGAGUGCCUAACAUUUCUCUCUACAUUUGUAAAUACCAUUAUUUUUAUGUAUUAUGUAACAAAGGGGGGGACCGCAAGUGCGCGCCGGUCUCAGUCAACUGGCCAGAACAAGAGCCUAGGAGUAAAUUGUUGAAAACAUGAA
This is a messenger RNA of Ooceraea biroi (clonal raider ant), 8705 nucleotides long. It is a transcript of the gene px, whose product is annotated as MAP7 domain-containing protein plexus. Lineage: Eukaryota; Metazoa; Arthropoda; Insecta; Hymenoptera; Formicidae. The record is from RefSeq and is a predicted model, not a curated record.